AUGGAAGAAAACUGUGUUUUUUUCCUGACUAAUUGGGUCACUUUUCUCUGUUUUGCUAGUGAGGCUGCUCUUCCACCUAAGAAUUGUGUGUCACGAGUGCUGUGUGUGAUGAGAUUGUCGCCUUCGUUUGCGAGGCUCAGAGGGGACGCCGUGUUGACGCUGCUGGGCAAGUACACCGCCGCGAUACGGUGCAGCGAGGAGAUGCGCUCGCUGCAAAAACAGACGCCGGACUCAACCCACACCGAGAACGACGACACAAAUCAAUCCGUGUCGUCCAUCGAAGACGAUUUCGUGACCGCGUUAGAACACUUAGAGGAAGACGAGCCGGGGAAAACAACCCAUAUCGAAACCGAGAAGAGUCCAGAGUCAUCUCCAAAGUCCACCUUUGCUCAUCCUCUCAAAUCUAAUGAUCAAAAGUCCUUCGUCAGUUCUCUGUAUCGGAGGCCAUCGGUCAAGUCCUCCAUCUCCUUGGUGAACAUCUUAGAACUUGAAGAAUUGUCAUCUUCCGCAAGAAAUCCGGUCUCCACUUCCAUUUCUGAACCUUGGAUGCAGAGAAACUUUUUCAGGCCCCACAGUUCUUCGGAUCGCGGCGUUAAUUUUUUGCACAAAACCUUAUUUUCUUCCUCCCCGGCCGAUUCGUCCGAGUCGGACUGUUCUAGCCCAAGCCCUGUCAUCUUCUUGGAUGAAGAAGGCUAUCAGAAAAGUUUGAAGGCCAAGCUUCAGCUGCCGAAAAUCCCAGUAGGGAAAGAUGGCGUUGAGGAUUCCGACUCUGAAGUCAGCGAGUUUUUUGAUAGUUUUGACCAAUUUGACGAACGCGAACAAACUUUGGAAAAUAGUUCUACAGGUUCUAGAGAUCCCGCCACCGUAAGUCAUACGUCGCAGAAAAGCAUCGUUUCGUGUCAGAAGUCCUGCUCCACCUCAGCAUCCAUGAACCCUCAAAAAUUCAAAUGUGAUCGCCCGGUUCUUCCAGCCAACGUAAGGAAGCCGACUCCUCGCAAACCGGAGUCUCCGUACAACAAUCUGUUGGACGUCCCAGAUUCUCCCCGCCUGAUCAAAAACCCAGCGGACGAUCACGCGGCCUUGUUCAGCCCAAUCAGAUCUUCUGCUUUCAGUCCUCCGGGCAGUUGCUUUUCCGCCGAAUGCCUCUGCCAAGUGAACCGAGAUGCCUUCAGCCAGAACCACAACAUCGUCUAUCACACCUACUCGGAUUUUGCAAAUAAUAUUUCCUUUGAAAUUCUGGGCUCUGUGUGUAAUGCUAGGCCGCCCUCGUUGUGUAGAUGCACACAGGAGAUGAUCGGCCAGGGUAGGGUUGUCCCAGAAGAACAGAAAGACCGGACGGCAAAAAUCCAAAGAGACAUAUCUAGAAAAGGACUUCAUAAGAAAGAUAGAUCCAAACACAAGUCGGGAGUGAUUAAAGAUCACAUCCAGAGAUUUGCUUCGGAGCUGGUGGAAACGAGUUUUGGAAGCGCGUUUAAAGAUCUCCAGAAGAGUGUUUCUUCGUGUACCAAUGCGUUGUGUCAGUUGGCUGCUAAAUUGACUUCUUCGGUCUUCCAGAUGGCCUUCUACGAGAUUGGAAGGCAGCAAGCUCUUCUGCUGAAGAAGAAAGCUAUUAAUGGUUUGGCAGGGUUCUUGGUGAGCGAAGCCGUCACUGGAGCAUUGAAAGAACUGUACUCUGUGAAGCAACAAAUGUUUACCAACACCGUUACCAAAUUUGCAGCGAACCUUGCCGAGGAGCUGAUAUUUGAGGGGAUAAUGGAAGUCUGUCAGUUUUCGCAUCCGCCGACGCCCACGGCAUCUCAUCAGGACUCCUUCCGUUAUAACGAUCGAGUCGUGUGGUCUUAUGCCCAGGACUUGUCUGAAUCCGUCAUCCAGGAUGCGUUCAUUGAGUUAUCACAGGUCGAUGUGAGCUUCACGUCGCAAGCAGCCAUAAGCGUUUCCACGGACAACGUAAAAUGUGUAAGCAAGGAGAAGGUUCUGGAGUUAACCCACACAUCCAAUGGGUCUUAUGAGCUUGGUGAGAAAGUGCCGGUAGCCUUAAACCCUGUUUGGGAAUUCAGAAAGGAACACACCAUUAAUCGAGCCUUGUUCUACACAACGGGCAUUGCAAGUUCGAUUCCGGUGCCCUUGGCUGGAAGCAUCCUUUCUCAGCACCAGAUUUUAUGGAAGGAAGACAACGUCAAGAAUCCACUGCCAUCCGAGACCAAGCUCUCCUACGUCAGAGGGUCCCCGGAAAUGUGUUGCGCCACCAAAAACAAUCGAAGUGAAGUGUCCUCACUUAGAAAUAUCUACCUGACCACUGAUUUCACAGCAGGCAAUGAACACGAUUCUCCUGACCACCCUGAGUCCGGCAAAUUUGCAGAAAUAUCGAGCACCAAUAACUUUUCUGGCACGAUGGUCGAUAUGAUCGUAUCGGAAGUCUACGAAGCCGUCACUUCUUCCCGGGUUUCUAAAUCGGCAGAGACAUACACAGGCGUGCUGCAAAUGAAUGAUGCCCCCUGUUUGCAGUGCAUCGGGAAAGACUCCUGCAAGAAUAUGUUUGCAAAUUAUCUGGCCAAACGGAUCGUAAAGCAGUCCGUCGACGAGACGAAAUCGGCGUGCUCGGCUACCAGUGAAAAAUUAGCCUACUGUGUUGGGUUGGGAACCCACCGGAGAAGCGGUAAGACGGAAUCUCAGGGUGCGGCCAAACAAGGUGAGAAAACGAAGAAUAUCCCAGUUAUCGUGGGUCAACAGCAGAUGCCUUUAAACAACAUAUCGAAAUUUCACAUCUCUACCGCGGCUUCGAAUCGAUGUUUGCUGUUGGGAUCUAAAGAGGGUGUUCAGGAAAGAAAGAACUGUGUGGCCUGCAAGCCAUCUGCAAGUAUAAUCUCUCCUACGAUGACAUUUGUCAAAUCUAAUGAGCAGGUUCCAGAUGCGGAAGACAGUUCAGCGAUACCUAUCAGUAAUUUACCUGAAAAGCAGAGCACGUCUAAAGCCCCAGGAGGUUCUGCGUUUGGUCACGAAAUGCCUUUUCCGGAAAUAAGUAACUCUUCUGUGGUGCCCACGUGUGAAGAUGCACUUCAGCUGGAAGAUAAAUUGAGUGUCAGAGACACAAAUCUUCUCGUGGUACCAGAAACACCUCCCUCCACACCGUUAAUGCCUUCUCAGGCAAGUUCGGAGUGGAAUUUAAGGAAAUUAACCAAAAAACUGAAAGGGGAAUUAGCCAAGGAGUUUGCGCCUGCUACUCCUCCUUCUACUCCUUACGUGCCGGAAACAGAUGGAAUAUACACUCCGGAAUGUGAAAAGUUAGAAAAAGAAGAGUUUAUGUUGAAAUUAAUGCGGUCUCUCUCCGAAGAAGUGGAAAACAAGGAAGUUGAAGAACAUCCGGAAACAUCGUUAGAGCAAAUUCAACCUUUAGGACCAACAGUAGAUUAUGCCGAUCAUCUAGCUACUCGUAUCAUCUCUAUGGCAACUGAGCAGGCCGCUUCACGUUUAGAAGAUAAAGCUACUCAGAUGGAGAAGAAGAGAUACUUUCAAGUAAGCACGGAAGACCAAAGAGGCGGGCAUUCCACAUUUGUUAACGUUCCGGAAAAACACCCACCCACUUUGUGGAUUUACGCUGGCGAAAUGGCUGGGAGGGUCAUCCGAGAAGCCAAGAAAAGGCUCAACUCAAGACAUUGUAAACUUCUGAGUCUCCGUCACGUUAAUUACGAGGGCAGUUGCUUCCACCUGAAAAGAAACUAUCACGAAUGUUGGUCCAAAGACCAAAGACCGAAGCCAUGUUCUAGAGAACCAGACCCGUGCGCUCUUCCCGUGCCCCUGAAUUCGGAAACUUCGGGGCUCACCUCCAAAUAUCCCAGCUGCGAAAGCGUGACGGAUGAAUACACCGACCACAUCAUCCGGGUUUUGAAACAGGAAGGCGGCCACGGGGACCUCAUCAUGGAUAAUUUUGCCAGCAGGCUUGCUUACAAAACGGUGAGGUCUGGGAUGCAGCAAGCCGCCAGGAAACUCCGGGCGAAGCCCAGUAGAAAGAUUUUUCCAGAAAAGAGCUCCAAGCUAAACAGCAAGCUUGAGUUGUUCGAGGCCGCAAACCAGGACUUCGAUCAAAAGAGUCAGAAAAAUGGUGUGAUGCUUCAUCUCACAAAGCCUUGGAGGAGUAGGUGUCCCUUACAUGGGCCCGAACGCUCCAAGUUGCUUGACUUCUCAGAAUCUCUUGCUUGUACGAUCACCUCUGAUGCCAGAAGGAUGUUCAUGUCCGCGGCGAGUUUACCCAAAUCUUUCACGGAUUCUUGCUUGUACCAACCGCCGAGAGACGACAAAGUCACCGAUUUCAAAACGACGUGGAGUCAAAGACUGUCUUCUUCCCGUUGUAAGCAGAAGCUGUAUCACAGCAUGGAGAGUUUGAGGGACUCCACCUACCAAGGGAACAUUUUACGAGCCGUAGACCAAUACGCGAAGAAGAUCGUAGAUGAUACUUUAGAAGUGAGCUUAGGAUCAGCUACUCGGCAAGCUCCGGAAGGCUGGACAAAUGGAGAGAGGUUAACCUAUGAAGAAAAAACGAUCCCGUUUUCUAUAGCUGCCUGCAAACACUGCAGUUUGAAAGAACACCGAACCUGCAUUGGCGGUUCGUCUCUGCCGCUAGCUGGACGAGAUCUUCCUUCUAACGUUAGGCAGUCUUCGGAUGGGAGUGUAAGCAUCACCUUGCCGAAAUCUUACGUGCUUCAUUUGGACAUUCCCAAAAUUCACGUCGAUAUGGAGGAGAAGGUCCUGUUUGCUGAAAACCUUGCGCCUGUCACGUUGGACCGAGCGAGGCGGCAGCUCAGCAACACCAGUUUGACAGCGGAUAGCGGGAUCAGUCAAGAUGGAAUCAGUUUCGCCGAAAGUCUAAGCACAGAAAUUAUGACUUCCUGCAUGACAAAUAUUGCUCCGGCCAUCAGUAUAAGCGCCAUGGAAACGGAGGGUCCGAAUUCUGCUGAGUCUGUGGUCAGCCAGCAAACUGGAGAGGACAGCACCGGCAGCUGGUCCAACUUGAGUUUCGAUGAGGAACAUCCAGACGAGAGCAGCAGCUUUCUCCACCUCAGUGACAGCGAUGGAGCAGAAGACAAGGAGGAAGAGCUCAACGCUUCCAUGGAAGCUUUCGAAGACCUUGCAGGAGAAAGGCUGGCGUGUGGGAGACCUCUUCCAGGCAGUCCUGAAAUACUGUGAAGCCAUGGAGAAGUCUAGCGAUGGGGACAGGACCCUGGGAAGCCCAACCCUCUUCAGGUGGCUUCAGGAGAACGUCUGAACGAUCCGGAGAAGUUUCUCCUUGAAUUCAACUCUUGAAUCCUCAUGGGGGAAAAACGAAAGAGAGAGAGAGAGAGAAAGAGAGAGAGAGAGAGAGAGAGAGAGAGAGAGAGAGAAUGUGUGCUAACUAGCAAAUGUAACAUAAUUUGCGUUGUGAGGAGCAUUAUGCCAGAAGUAAAUAUUAAGCGUGCUGUACUGUCAAGUGGCUUUGUGAAACUGUGUGUGGUUUUAAUCCUCUGUGUGUGUGUGUGUGUGUGUGUGCGUGCGUGUUUGUGUGUGUGUGUGCGUGAUCUGAAUGAGGGUCUCCACUUGUUCUUCUCCUCAUCCGUCUGCAACUCUCUUCUGUCGCGGAGAUGAGAAGCCUUUUCGCUUUCUAUCGUUGAGUGAGGAUUCCUGCCAAACUAGGACAAGGAAUGUCGUAUCAUCUCAGUCUAGGUCCAUUAUUUGCGUCUCUGUCCGUCGUCUUUGCCAUUUUUCCUUGCCCCUCUCCUUGGAACGAGCUGCAGGCCAAAAAUUGGGGUCCAGCGAUGGUCAGCUGCUGCCUUUUUUUCCUCUGAGGGUCUUGGGGGGGGCUGUAGAUUUGCUCACUCAUUUCUUUGCCCCUUCCACCGACUUCAGCCAAGUUCUGCUGAUGAAGCUGAAGAGAGGACCAAAUUGCAUCAGAAUUGGGGGUAAAGGAAGGGGUCAGGAUCAAAGUGUAUAAAUUUAUUACUUGCAACCAAGUAUUCUUCAUUUCCAAGUGAAAGGCCGUGGAAGGCCGUAAUUCUCAAUAUUGAGUAUUACGAUUGUAUCGGAGAAGGUGGGUUGAAGAUUUAUGUUCCCCAUCACUAUAAUACUUUAAUAUUUCCAAAUGUUAGGUACCAAAAUACUACACUCCCUCCAGAAUACUUUUCCUUUUUCAUCCGUUCUGUAAAAUCUUCUCUCUUCAUAAAACAAAUAGUUACAGGAAAGAAGAGUAGGGUAGGCCAGUAGCCAAAAGGUUGAGUUCUCCAAUCCAGGGGUGGGUUCCUAUUGGCAUUACUGCUGAUAACAAAUUUUGCGUGCGCAUUUACACCUAAAAAGUUCUGACGUAAGAAAAGGGGGAAGAAAAUUACAUUUCUGCAAUGGAGAUUGUGCUGCGCAUGCGCAGAAGGAAAAAUAAAGAUGGCGGCACCGACAAUUGAACUGGUUUAAGUGCGAGGGCGGCCAAGUUACUCUGUACUCGGCCGAACUGGUCCAAACUGGUAGGAACCCACCUCUGUUCCAGUUGCUUUGUUUCUGGUUUAUACCGUGAUGUCAGGAAACAUGUUUAAUGUUGUCUCGUCGAAACAUCGCCCCCAAACCAAUGUUGUAUGUCUAUAGGUCUUUUUCUUUAUAUUCAACUGCAUUCUGUUAAAUUGAGAAUGCAGGAGAUAAGAAUCAUUGGCAUAAAAUAGUGUUGAUCAACUUUGGCCACUUGAAGAAGGAUGGACUUCAACUCCCAGCAUAGCUGGCUGGAGAAUUCUGGGAGCUGAAGUCCAGGCAUCUUCCAAGUGGCCAAAGUUGAUAAAUGGUGGCAUAAAGACACAUCGGCAUUACAUAACCGCUUCGGAGAAAUGGUCACAAAUCCAGGAGAUCCCUCCCAUUUUGUGAUGUGGAUCUAGUUGAAUUAGUUUGCGCUUUACGGAGCAGAAAAGAGGAAGGUAUGACUUCCUGAGAUCAUAUCACCGCAUCCUUCAUGGAGGGAGAAACCAACAUUUCAAGCUGUAGAACUCUUCUGUGGGGGGUCAUUGAUGCUCUUUAGAAAACGGGGAAUUUCCCCAUCGGCUUCUAGGAAGGGUACAAAUGAGGACGAAAUGGGACAACUUGUAUGGUCAACUUGCCUUGGCCAACCUGCCCCAGGAUAACUCGCUGCGGGACAAGUCAGCAAUUCAAUUAUUUAAAAUAAUUUUAUUUUUUGUCAUUCACAUUUUAUUUUGUCCCCCCCCCCCCUUGGGCCUCCUUUCUUUAAUGAUUCCAUUCCACUGUUUCUUCAAUGUUAAUGCAAUUCUUGUCCCACGGCAACUUGGCCUUGGCGAGUUGGCCCUGGCGAGUUUGGCAUGGCGAGUUGACCAUGGUGAGUUGACCAUGGCAUGAUGGCCAUGGUGCAUUGGCUAUGGUGAUUGGCCUUGGCUAGUUGGCCGUGCCAAGUUGGCCGUGGUGAGUUCACCAUGGCAUGUUGGCCAUGGUGCAUUGGCUAUGGUGAUUGGCCUUGGCUAGUUGGCCGUGCCAAGUUGACUGUGGUGAGUUGACCAUGGCAUGUUGGCCAAGGUGCUUUGGCUAUGGUGAUUGGCCUUGGCUAGUUGGCCAUGCCAAGUUGACUGUGAUGAGUUGACCAUGGCAUGUUGGCCAUGGUGCAUUGGCUAUGGUGAU
Thamnophis sirtalis is the source of this 7629-nucleotide messenger RNA. NCBI's taxonomy places the organism in Eukaryota, Metazoa, Chordata, Lepidosauria, Squamata, Natricidae. The record is from RefSeq and is a predicted model, not a curated record.